Molecule: messenger RNA, 1801 nt
Organism: Onychostoma macrolepis
Lineage: Eukaryota; Metazoa; Chordata; Actinopteri; Cypriniformes; Cyprinidae
Gene: gptl
Product: glutamic--pyruvic transaminase-like
Exons: 12
Coding region: 200-1552 (450 amino acids)
Biological process (GO): biosynthetic process
Molecular function (GO): pyridoxal phosphate binding; L-alanine:2-oxoglutarate transaminase activity
Source: RefSeq, a predicted model, not a curated record
GUUACAGGGACUGAAAUCUGCCAUAUAUUGCAUGAGAGGAGAGACACUGAGCUGUUUGCCGACCGGAAGACAUCUAAAGACAUGUCUGAUCUGAUAAAAACCAGACAACCUUCAGCCGAGGAAGAGCAGCAAUAUCUGGCACUUAAACUGACAGUAAUCAAAUGGACAGGUUAUUGCUGACAGGAUAGCACAUUCGGGGAUGAAUAUGAACGGGUCCUUCAGGAAGGUUCUGGAUUUGAGUUCUGGAGACCCUCACAGCAGUGGAAUCAAGCCAGUAACCUUUGUGAGACAGGUCACAGCUGGAUGUGUGUAUCCCAGAAUCCUGCAGGGUGAUGCUCUUCCUCCUGACGCUCGUCUCAGAGCUCAGAAACUCCUCAGUCACUUUGAUGGAGGCAGUAUCGGUUCAUACACAGAUACCUGUGGAUCAAUGCAUGUGAGAAACACUAUAGCAAAGUCUAUUAUUCUGCGGGACGGAGGCGUGCCGUCCAGUCCAGAGCAAGUCUUCAUCACUGUUGACACCCAGAGAGCUUUGAUGGCGAUGCUGAGGCUGCUCUGCCAAUCAGAGGGUGUGUCUGCGGUUAUGAUCCCAGACCCCGCCCCUCACACUCUGACACGCCUCCUGGACAGAAUGGGUGUGGUUCCGGUGACCUAUCAGCUGCGAGAGCAGAGUGGGUGGAGCUUUGGGAGGGCGGAGCUAAACAGAGCCAUUCAGGCGUCGAGAGGGCGGUGCUUUCCACUGGCGAUUUACAUCAGUAACCCUGGCAACCCCACAGGUCAUGUUCAGAGCAGAGAGUGCAUUCAGGAUGUGAUUCGCUUUGCUGCAGAUGAAGAGCUUUUCUUGUUGGUCGAUGAGGUUUAUCAGGACACAGUUUUUGCGGACGGCUCAGAGUUUGUGUCCUAUAAGCGUGUUCUGGCUGAGAUGGGCGAACCUUAUUCUGAUGGAGUUCAGCUGGCCUCGCUGCAUUCGCUCUCCAACGGCAUCAUGGGAGAGUGUGGUUUCAGGACGGGGUAUAUGGAGCUGGUGAACGUUGAUGAAGCUGUAAUGUUAUACGCUGAGGUUCUUCUGAUGGGAGAUCUGUGCCCUCCUGUGAUUGGUCAGAUCGCUCUGGAUGUCAUGGCUGAUCCGCCCCGUCCUGGAGAACCUUCCUACAGUUUAUACACACAGGAGGUGGCGUCUCGGCUGAUGACUCUGAAGUGUAACGUCUCCAGAGCUGUCGAGUUCAUUAAUGAUCUUCCAGGAUUCAGCUGUCGGUCAGUUCAGAGUGGAAUCUUCAUCUAUCCACACCUGACUCUUCCUCACUCAGCGCCGACACACUCAGAGUCAGUGGGGUUGUUGUACAGCAGGAGGUUGUUGGAGGAUCAAGGUGUGUGUGUUGGGUUCAGUGAAGAUCACACACAUUCACAGAGCUGCUGCCACUUGAGGCUGUGUGUGCUGACGCCAUCAGAAGAACUGGAGGAAGCUCUCCAUCGCCUUCAAUGUUUUCACUUUCAGUUCCUUAAAGAAUACUGUGAUCCCGGAGAAACAGUCAGUGAACCACAACAGAGCAUUUAAAUUAAAAAUUUUAUUAAUGCACCGAUUCAUAUACAGAUGAAACUCUACAUGGGCUGUUCACACUAUGCAGCACAUUUUCAUGCAAAUCGUAUUAGUAUGCUACACAUUACACAUCAUGUAAUCUUUUUUGCUGCUAGUUUGAUCAAAUUACACAAAUCGGUUUAUUAACAUUUAAUAUAGUAAUAUUAACAUGAGUAUUGAAGGUGUUUGAAGGUGUUUUUAAUUAUAAAUUAAAAGUGUCUGAGCAUA